Messenger RNA from Rhincodon typus (whale shark), 2413 nucleotides. Its product is annotated as plexin-B2-like. Gene Ontology annotation, molecular function: semaphorin receptor activity. The record is from RefSeq and is a predicted model, not a curated record. The annotation marks the transcript as partial. Gene Ontology annotation, cellular component: semaphorin receptor complex. NCBI's taxonomy places the organism in Eukaryota, Metazoa, Chordata, Chondrichthyes, Orectolobiformes, Rhincodontidae. The transcript is spliced from 12 exons. Gene Ontology annotation, biological process: positive regulation of axonogenesis; semaphorin-plexin signaling pathway involved in axon guidance; negative regulation of cell adhesion.
GAUGGCAUUUAAUGAAAGCCUGAUCUGUAUCACUGGUCCUCUUAAUGGAACUGUUAAAAGUGGUGACAAAAAAUGUACUGUUUUUGUACACUAUGGAAAAUUCACAAAGAAAGCUAUUGAGAACUAUCAUUUUGACUAUGUCCCUAAUCCUGUAAUCCAUGAUGUUUAUCCACAAAGAAGUAUUUACAGCGGGGGCAGAAAUAUCACAGUGACUGGACAGGGAUUUAAUGCUGUACAAAAACGCAUCAUGAAAGUGAAAGUAAUGGAGAAUGGACAACUUGUAGAAAAGAAUGAAACCGAAGCCUUACAAAAUUCAAAUAAUUCAAUGCUCAUCUUUCCAUCGCCUCCUGCAAACCAGAAGAAUGUUUGUAUCUUUGUCAUAUUGGAUAAUUUUAAUGAAAACCGAACCUUUGAAUAUGUAGAGGAUCCAGUCUUUGAGUGUUUUAAAAACGAUGUAUUCGUGCUCAAGCAACCACCAAUCCUCAUUAAGGGAAAAUGUCUGAAUGCGGCGAUGACACCAGAAGAAGUGAAAGCUUAUAUUGGAACAGAGGAGUGUAAAGUUACAACACUUUCUGUGAAGGACUUUGUGUGUACUCCACCUGAAAAACAGCCAGCGCCCAAGAGGGUAAAACGGGAUGCAAAUGAUGAUCUUCCAGAAUUUGUUGUUAAAAUGGGAUUCCGUGAAUACUGUCUGGGGAAAGUAAAAUAUGACACUCCAGCACAGCUGCCACUUGGUCUUAUAUUGCCACUUGUACUGAUUCCAAUGCUGUUGAUUAUUGGUGUGUCUAUUUACUGCUACAGGCGCAAGAGCCAGCAAGCAGAACGAGAGUACAAGAAGAUUCAGCUACAGUUGGAGAGUCUUGAGGAGAGUGUGAGAGAUCGAUGCAAGAAAGAGUUCACUGACCUGGUGACCGAAAUGGAGGACCACUCAAAUGAUCUGAAUGAUGUUGGCAUCCCUUUUCUGGAUUAUAAAACUUACACGGAUCGUGUCUUUUUCCUACCGUCAAAGGAUGGAGAAAAUGAUGUCAUGAUAACUGGCAAACUGGACAUUCCAGAGGCAAGGCGACAUUCGGUAGAGAUAGCUCUUAACCAGUUUUCGAAUUUGCUGAACAGCAAAUCUUUCUUGAUUGAUUUUAUCCACACACUCGAGAGUCAAAAAGAUUUCUCAGCAAGAGAGAAAGUUUAUUUUGCAUCUUUGUUGACUAUUGCUCUGCAUGGAAAGCUGGAAUACUACACUGACAUCAUGAGGACACUGCUGUUGGAGCUCAUGGAACAAUACGUUGCUAAAAACCCGAAGCUCAUGCUCCGAAGAUGUGAAACCGUUGUGGAACGGAUGCUUUCCAACUGGAUGUCUAUUUGCCUAUACCAGUUCCUGAAGGAUACUGCUGGAGAGCCACUAUACAAACUUUUCAAAGGACUUAAACACCAGGUCGAGAAAGGCCCAGUGGAUGCUGAACUGAAAAAAGCUAAAUACACACUAAAUGACACGGGAUUAUUGGGAGAGGAUGUGGAAUAUCAUGUAUUGACUUUGAAUGUCAUCGCACAAGAGGAUGUUGGAGAAUCGAUGCCAGUAAAGGUUCUGAGCUGUGACAGUAUAACCCAGGUUAAAGAGAAAAUUCUUGACCAAGUGUACAGAAAUGUUCCUUUUUCGCAAAGGCCUGCGCUGGAUAGUGUUGUUCUUGAAUGGCGUCCAGGUUCUACUGGUCAAAUUCUUUCAGAUCUGGACGUCACAUCAGAACGAGAUGGAAAAUGGAGGCGUUUAAAUACUUUAAGACACUAUAACGUGGGUAGCAUAAGCUUUUUGUAUAUAAUCAUUGACGAUAUUUCUAUCUUGCAGAAUGUUUGUGAUUUUUUUUAAAAAAACUAUUGUAUAAUUAGUCAAACGUAAAUAUAUGCAACAAAUUUACCAAGCUGCCAAGCAUAUGCUGCCUUUGACUAGAAAAUCUAUUAUGACGAAACUUGCACCUUGAUACCUGCUUAGAAACAGAGAGAAACAAAAAUACAAUAUUUGUGUCGUGUUUAACCACGACAUUUUUGCACUGAUAAGUACAGAUUCCAACAUUUCACUGACGUGUUUGCAAAGCAAAAUUUUACUAACUGCUAAAAGAAAAAAUCAUUAGUCCUCAGGCAGCAGCAAUAAAAAUCCAAGCCCAAGAUCAACAAAUUGGGAAGCUGUAGAGGUCAGGGACUAAAGACCUUGAGCUAGAAUACAAGUACUAUCAACUGACAAUAAUCUAUUUGUCUUUAUGACUUGACUUUUAAAUUGCUAAACUUCUUUUAGGGGUUGGUUAACUUAGUUGGCUGGACGGCAGGUUUGCAAUGCAGAGUGAUACCAAGAGCAUGGGUUCAUGUCCUGCUUGGGCUGAGGUUACCAUUAAAGAUUCUCCUUCUCAAUCUCUCCCCACACCUGAGG